This is a messenger RNA of Suillus paluster, 864 nucleotides long. RefSeq lists its product as uncharacterized. The record is from RefSeq and is a predicted model, not a curated record. Lineage: Eukaryota; Fungi; Basidiomycota; Agaricomycetes; Boletales; Suillaceae. The transcript has 2 exons. Bases 1 to 864 code for a protein of 287 amino acids.
AUGUGGAACUCUUGGAGCUCCCAGCACGAUUCCAGGCUUGAGCAGAGAAGAAUUUGCGGCCUGCUCAACAAACUGAACGUGACAAACUUCGACUCUGUCGCUACUAAGCUGAUCGAGCGUCUUGCAAAUUGUAGACGGCGCGGCGGCAUAGAGACCAUCGAAGCCUUUGCUGGUUCAAUUACACUACGUGCAGUUGAGGACCCCCAACGUUCCUCCCUCUAUGCCUAUCUAUGCCGAAGAGUUGACAGAGAGCUUGAGAUGGAGGACAGGCGGUGGACAUGGCUCAACGAUGGCACACGCCAAUCAUCGCACCCGUCAUUCGCCAGUAUUCUCGUUGGCAUUUGUGAAUGUAGAUUCACCCAAGCCCUUGAUGAGCGGACAGCACAGCUGCUCCCCUUGAUUGAAUUCAUAGGGGAUUUAUUACUGGAUGGUGUUUUGCCCAUCGCCGACAUUCAAGACCUGGUGGACCAGCUCUUCACCCUGGCGGAACAAGGUCAGGAGGACAGUGCCAUCGCACUGAGUAGGCUCUGCCGCAGAGUUGUUCGAGAAUCAGAAGGAGUGAACAUUCUGGAGCAAUUAGGUGCUUCGGGAAGCAUUGAGAGAGUGCUGGAGGAAGAUAUCAUCACGCCAAAAGCUCGGUACCUUCUGAUGGCUGUGGUGGACUUGUUCCACCAGGAGCCUGUAGAUGUGUUUGAUUCGGCUGGGCUUAGAAACGAGAUUUACAAUCUUGGUAACGACGAGCAGGAGGUCUCAUCAGAACUCGAUUCGGCGCCAACAGAUGUUGGUGAUUCACUUCCUUCGGAGACAACUGCCUGUGAGUCGGAUGACCAAGCCGAGGUUUCCAAGGUGGACGAGAAGCAGUGA